AUGUGAAGUUAGAAAUGCAAUCUGGAGAUAAGACCAUGUAGUUUACAGCACUAUUCACACCGAGCUGAUCCCUUUACUGCACCAAUGUUAACAAAUGUCUGAGAAAAUAUACCAUUUAAUUAAAUGGUAUCAGUUAACAUUGCACAGUUGGUUCAGCUGUUGCCCAUCCAGUCAGUUAAUUGGUCAAUCGUGGACUUUGUGAUGGGUUUGACAAAUACACAUCACAUCCCGUAGCCUGCUGUAUGCAGUCACUGGGUUUAUCUGUUGUAUCAUGUUUCCCCUCACUGAUUUAGUGUCUCCCUGUUGUCACUCAUUACUUCAUUUGGUGCUCAUUUGCAGGGAGAAAGGGCAAACAAAAGUGAAAAUGACAUUCCUGCUGAAUGACAUUCUGUUUAUGAGUAGAGAACAGCUAGUUAUUUGCUAUUGUUGCAACUUGCAAGACAAGCAUUCAUCUUAGAGGCAGGGGAUUUUAACUUAUGUAAGUUUAAAAUUGCUAUACAUGGCACAUAGCAGUUUUUGUUAUUUUUCCCCAAAAUACCUGACUUAUUUAGGCGUCUAAAUAAGGAGGAGUCUAUUUGAAACAGUUUGAGUUUCCCUCAGUAUUUGACUGUAGACAACCACUGAUUUGCAUACAAAAGCAUUUAGGGUUUUACAGUUAUCAUACUUAUCAUAUCUGGGGCAGAGUUGAAGUGCUUGCUGCUACUUGACGCCACUGCGAAGUUAGGCCAGCCCACAUUCAAACUAAUUGCAGUGUGAGCUGGUGGAAUGGCUUAAUGUCUAACUAAAGCAUGUGGUUUCCUUUUCACUCAUUUAUUCACUUACUAUUUUAUUUAUUUUUGCUGACAAAAAACAAGGCAGCUCUAAAACUGACGAAGUGUUUUCUUCACGGUAUAAUUUUCGGUCGUCGUGGUAAAAUCCUAGCCUACUACAAAACCUACACCUUUAACAAAUCAAUGUCGCUAUCAGUCAGGGCUUUCUUCACGCUAGAAGAGUCUAUACAAAGAGUGAACUGCUCACAUAAGUCCAUGACAGCUGGACAGAAAACAACGUGGCCACAAACACAAGCCAACAAGCCAAAAUGUGUGGGUGAAAUCCCAGAGUUCCUCCUGCUAGGAAGGUGUGGGCUGACAUGACGUCUGGGCGUGUCGUUUACGCAGGUAGUUUCGACACUCUUCCCUCGCGCUAUCCAGGUCAUUACCACUCUCUGCUUGUAUGGCAAAGCUUCAUCAAGUCAAAGGAAGAAGAAGGCAAAUCAACAAAUUAGGAUAACGGGGCAGCGGCUGAAUCAAAAACAAAGUCUGGAGGUAUCAUCCUAACCGACAACCUUUUGAACAAGUCCCUCCAGCACAACAACUACAGCACAAUCCCAUAAAGACAUUCAGAGUAGUUUACAGUUGACGACAACUUAUUUUAUAGGCUUUAAUCCUGUCUGUAUGUGUGACUGAGAUGACUGCAUCCCAAACCUGCUGAGAGCUCCUUGAAAAACAAUGCAACCAGUAGGUCCUCCCGCUCCACCUCCGCCACCACCGCCGCCACCUCCACCACCUCCACCACCUCCACCUCCACCUCCAGGCCCUGGCCUCCCUCCAUCCCUACAUGGCGCUGGCCUCAUUGCCAAGGGAGCGCACCGGCGCUCCAGGAUGCGCAAUUUCAACUGGGAAACCCUUCCUAAACACAGUGUGGUAGGAAAGCACAACAUCUGGACGGCAGAUAAGAGUGAUGGGGAAUAUGAGCUGGACACUGUUCACAUGGAGGAGCUGUUCAGCCACAAGCAGGGCCAGCAACAACUCAAGGCCCUGAACCGCCAGAGUCUGAGGGGCCUGCCGACUGCCGCCUCAGGAGGCGUAAUGGUUUCCAUCCUCAACUCCAAGAGUAGCAUGAACAUUGGAAUUUUCCUAAAGCAAUUCAAGCGGCCUGUAAAAGACAUGAUUGAAGAAAUCAAAUCCGGAAGUAGUCUCACUUUUGGUUCUGGAAAGCUGAGGGAGCUGUUCAAGCUGCUGCCAGAUGAAGGGGAGGGGAAGCAGCUGCUCAGUUUUAAGGGCAACCCCUCCACUCUGCCUGAAGCAGAUCUCUUUAUGCUAAUGCUGGUUAAGAUUCCCAGCUAUGAAGAGCGUCUUAGCAGCUUGGUGCUCAAAGAGGAAUUUUUCCCCCUCAUGAAUGAACUGAAAGGAUGCAUUGGCACGUUGACAGCAGCUGGAAAGGAGCUGUUGGACUCUGAUAAUCUCCAUUCUGUCAUUCGGCUGGUACUGAAGACUGGAAAUUACAUGAAUGCUGGUGGCUAUGCAGGCAGUGCAAUUGGCUUCCGAAUGUCUUCUUUGUUAAAGCUUGUGGACACCAAAGCAAACAAACCCGGAAUGAAUCUUAUGCAUUAUGUUGUGAUGCAAGCUCAGAAGGCAGAUGUUGACCUGCUUACAUUUACAGACCAACUCCAACACCUUGAAGCUGCAGCGAGAAUGAAUAAAGGUGAAAUUGAAGCAGAGUUUGAAAAACAGGUAAGGAAAGUUCAAGCUGCCAAAGCUGACACCUUGAAGCAAGAAGACCUAAAGGCACAGAUGGAGGAUUAUCUGAAGGAGACUGAGGUCUGCUUGGCAGAAAUACAGUCUGAUCUUCAGGAAUUGCAGUCAGUGAGUGACUCUGUGGCAGAGUACUUCUGUGAAAACCCAAACAUGUUCAAAUUGGAGGAGUGCUUCUCCAUUUUCAACUCCUUUUGUGAGAGGUUUAUGCGGGCCAUGCAGGAAAACAAGUCUCGCGAGGUGGCAGAGGUGCAGCGGAGACACAGAGACAGAUUGCAGAGCGUCGCCAAACGUAGGUCCACAGCUACCUGCUCCAGUAGAGACAAGGAAAUGGAUGGAAUUGCGUUGCAGUCAAUACUACAGAACUUCCUUACGAAGGGUGUCUCUCGGAGGAGACCCGGAAGUCGGCCCUCAUCCACUCAUGGAAGCCCCACGAUUGGCAGCCCCAACAACGGGAGGCUAUCAGAAAUUCAGGUGAACCUCCCUACUGGAAAACAAAUAAGAGGAAUAUCUUUAAGAGCUAAGGACAUGUGCAGAAAAGAGUGGAAUUCAGCAGUUGAACUCACAGAGAACCUUUCACAAAAGAAAGAUCAGUCUAAUGGUGAGGAAAACAAGGCAAAAUGUGGUAUUCCUUAUGAACAAGAGGGGAAAACUUCCAUAAAAAAGGACUCCAAAGGUUUUACACACCCAGCCAAUAAGACCACCGACAUUUCCUCCUCAGGCAGAUCUUUCUCAGCUGCCAGUGAUGAUAGUGAGGACGAUCUACAGGAUAAUAACGAGGAGGAGGCUCAAAGGUUGCGUGAAGCAUCUAAAAAGGUUUUGCACUUUCAGAACAGCCGCAGCAGUGUCUCAUCUGAUGACUAUUUUCGGGACAAUGAGAAAUCUCCUGGUCCAAUUAGCACCUUGCCUCGUCAACGCACCUUUGAUGAGGACACAGAGAGAUAUCCCGAAGACCCCACCAAUAAGGACUUAGUAAGACUUUUGCUAGAGCCUCAGUCCUCCUCCAAACGUAACCUUGGCCGCCGCUAUACUCUACCUACCAAAUUCCCUAAAACUGAGGCAGAGGAAGACAAUCUGUUCACUACGCCUCCAGUCAGAACUCCUAAUUCUGUGGCAAGAGAAAAAGGGACACUACCAGUAGAAGCCGCUGAACAAAAUCCCUCAAAACAUGUGUUUGACUUUACUGACACGUCUCACAACUUUCAAAAAUCUGGUGCUCAAGACCAGAAUUCUCUGUCAGGAGAAAAGCCAAGCAAGCCAAAUGUUUCUGUAACCCAUGUUCCAGAUGAUGGUCUUGGGGAACAAAACGAAGUGGGCAAAUCAGUGGAGCCCAUGGACAAACCCUCGCCGAGGAAUAGUGAAAAUGUUCCCCCGAAAAGUACGUGGAAUAAGACUGAAAACUCUGGGCUUUUUUUUAGCUUUUUAAAACGCCUUGGAGACCUGAGCAAACUGCAGAACAGCAAUGAAACUGUCCACAAGGGCACUGGUUCUGGUGUGUAAAUAUUAAGAUGUAUCACAUUUAAGGUCAGGGAAGCACAUGUAACUUUAGUAUUACUUGUAAUUAACUCAUCAUGGUGAUGAUGUAGUGUUAUAUUUAAUGUUACUAUUGUAAAUUAAUAACGAGGUCGUUAAGAAAUGGAGAGAAGGUUCUAGUAAAGUGGUUGGAGAAUGUUUUUUGUUCAGGAAAGGCCAUUUUAUAUGUGGUACCACUAGAUGGCAGAAUAUAACAGGAACACAGUAAACUGUUGCUCAGAAGAUAUGGGUGUUGUUGAUCUCUAGGCAAGGUGUAUACUGCCAAGUAAACAGAACAAUGGGCGCACACACACUGUAAAACAUGUUUUAUUCUAACAUUACGUGUGCAACGUUGCAGAAUGUAUUGAGCAAGUAAAUGAAUGUGUGAACAUAGAGAGAUCGGACUGUAUGUAAAAUCUUGGUUUUAUUCUUAUUUUUGAUACUUUGAUAAAUUACUACUUGUACUGCACGCUUGAAUUCAAUACUGAUGUUUUUCUUUUUUGCCUCUUUGCGUUCCUCCUCAGUUGUCAGUCACAGAAUCACAACAAAAAUGCAGAAGGUUGAGGAUGCUUUCAGGGUCUCACUCAAUUCAGCCAUUGUUCUGAGCUAAAAUGGGUCAGUGUUACAAAGGCAGUCAG
Anarrhichthys ocellatus (wolf-eel) is the source of this 4663-nucleotide messenger RNA. Its product is annotated as FH2 domain-containing protein 1-like. The coding region runs from base 1488 to 4013 and encodes 841 amino acids. The record is from RefSeq and is a predicted model, not a curated record. NCBI's taxonomy places the organism in Eukaryota, Metazoa, Chordata, Actinopteri, Perciformes, Anarhichadidae. The transcript has 12 exons.